Molecule: messenger RNA, 5026 nt
Organism: Columba livia (rock pigeon)
Lineage: Eukaryota; Metazoa; Chordata; Aves; Columbiformes; Columbidae
Gene: CRYBG2
Product: crystallin beta-gamma domain containing 2
Exons: 20
Coding region: 227-4669 (1480 amino acids)
Source: RefSeq, a predicted model, not a curated record
UGGGUGCUCAGGGCUGGGUGCUCAGGGCUGGGUGCUCCCUGGGUGACUCUGCCGGUCCGCCCAGCUGUGGCGUGCAGGGAGCAGCACCCCGGUUCCCGCUCGGCACGGCACGGCGCCCCACUCCCCGCUGGGACCCUCGGCUGGCAGCUCCCCAGCAUCCGCGGGGGCCGAGCGCGGUGGUGCGGGGCGUUACGGAGCAGCAGCCCCCGCUCCCCGGCCCCCCGGCAUGGAUUCGCCGUUCCGGCACACCAAGUCCAGGGGCUUUGUCUCCAGUGCCGAGCUGAGCAUGAAGCAAGCGGUGCCGAGCACACCAGGGACCGAGGGCAGGUCCCGCUUCCAGAAGGUCUCGCUGGUGUCGCGGCGGCUGGAGAAGACGGGGAGCGUGCGGGGCCGGGAUGGGAGUCCCUCCCGCGUCUCCCUCCUGCUGCAGGCCUGGGAGAGGGAGAUUGUGGAGCAGACAGGGUCCGGCCCCACCACCCUGACCCACCGGGAACGCUCCUCGUCCUCCGUCAGCCUCCUCAAGGACUUCACCGCGCACGGCCCCAUCUUCUCGCAGGUGUAUUCCCCGGCGCAGAAGCCGCGGCGGCAGGAUGAGAGGGGAAAGGUGGGGACCGGCGCCGGCAGCAGUGGCAUCUCCCCAUCGGUGGGUGCGCCCGUGCACAGGGAGAGCUACGUGCAUGGCACCCUGCUCCCCACCCGACCCCCCGAGUGUCCCGCGGGGGCUCCUGGUGACAGUCCCGGUGCCCCGUGUGCGGCCGAGCGCGGCCGCGUCCCUGCCGUGCCCAGGGCCAGGCAUGUCACCGUGCUGCGGACAGGCAGGGACGCCGCCGGGACAGAGCCGGGGCUGGCGGAGGGAAGGGAAACCCAAAACGGGACACACGACGCUGCCGGUGUCACCACGGCCCCGCCACUGCAGGAGAGCUGCGGGCAGGAGGGUGGUGGCUUCGCUGGGGAUGCAGCAGGCAGCGAGAGCUCAUCGGGCACCGCCGAGGCUGCUGAGGGAUCCCCGGGGGACAAACACUCGCCACAAGCCGCAGCCACGCCGGUGAACGCAACCCUGGGAGAUGGCAACAGGCCGGGGGACCCGCAAACCAGUGUAACCAGCUCCGCGCAGUGUCCCUCAGAGGAGGCCGGCGGCCAGGCUGGUCUGGGUGACGCAGGAGAGGGAAGCACGGCAGACAGGGACAACAGCAUUUCAGUGACACCAACAAGGACAGACAGCCCAUCAGGAGCCAGUGUCACCCCUGAAAAUCCAUCCUUGGAGGGGAGCGAUGAUCCUGGUGCCACCCCCAAAAACCCAUCCUUGGAGGGGAGCGAUGGUCCUGGUGUCACCCCCAAAAACUCCUCAGAGGGGAGCGAUGAUCCUGGUGUCACCCCUGAAAACCCCUCAGAGGGGAGCGAUGGUCCUGGUGUCACCCCCGAAAACCCCUCAGAGGGGAGCGAUGAUCCUGGUGUCACCCCUGAAAACCCCUUCUCGGAGGGGAGCGAUGGUCCUGGUGUCACCCCCGAAAACCCCUCAGAGGGGAGCGAUGAUCCUGGUGUCACCCCUGAAAACCCCUCAGAGGGGAGCGAUGAUCCUGGUGUCACCCCUGAAAACCCCUUCUCGGAGGGGAGUGAUGCUCCAGAGCCUUCACCUGAAGCACCAGCACCUGUACCUCCAAAGGCUGAGGUUGAGUUGGAUGGGGGCGAAACGACGGGGAACCCCCAGGGAACAACCCAAGAGCCCGAGACCAGCCCAGACCCUCCUGCCAAGCCCCCAGCCCCUGACCCCCCAGCCGAGAGCCCCCUGGAUGCCACCGAGGAGGACCCCGAGCUGCUGGUGGACAUGGAGAUCUUUGUGGACACGCUCCGCAACAUGGAGCCCUCGGAGAUGCGGAAGGCGCCCAAGACCCCACGGCAGCCCCGGCCGUCGUCGCUGGGCCGCUGUGCCGCUCUGCCCCCCAUCCACGAGGACCGGGUGGCCCCCCGGGCCCCCAUCUCCCUGCCCGAGGCCCUGCGCGAGCUGCUGGCGCGGGGACCGGCGGGGCGGCAGGACGAGAACCCCGAGGAGGAGGAGAUCGAGAACCCCUACCUGAGCCCCGAGGAGCGGGCGCUGGCGAGGACCCUCCGCAGGGCACCUGGGGACAGUGCGGCUGGUGACAGCCGGGCAGAGGGGAACUCGCUCCUGGGGAAACUGAGGCAGGCGGGAGAGGAGGAAAAGGCCAAAGCGGCAGCCGGGGGUUUGGCCGAGCGGAGCGUCCUCUUCCGAGGGAACGUCCUCAAGGGCAUGGCGCUGCUCUCCCACUUUUUGGAGCACCGGGCGACUGCGGCCGACGAGCUCAAGCCGUACUCCCGCCUGGACAACAGUGUGCUCUACAGCCGCUUCAUGGCCCCCAGCGCCGCCCCGCUCGAGCUGCCCGGCAGAGAUGGGGGGGACACAGGAUUGCCCGCCCCUGGGGACCACAAUGGGCUGGGACCUGGUGACCACCCUGUCCCCGAGAUGGCCAUGCUGGAGGCUCCGAGUGCCGGCUGCGUCCCUCUUGUCACCGAAGAGCCAGAGAGUGCCAUGGCCCUGUGCCCCGCAGAUGUCCUGCAGGAGGACAAGGACGGCUUCAAGAUCAACACGAGACCUGGCAAGAUCAUCCUCUUCGCUGAGGCUGGAUUCGCGGGCCAGAAACGGGAGAUUUGGGGCGACGUCCCUGAUGCCACGUCCUGGGAGCUCUCGCGCACCAUCUCCAUCAGGGUCAUCCGAGGCGGGUGGGUGAUGUACGAGAAGCCGCGGUUCCACGGGCGCAAGUGCGUUUUGGCCGAGGGGGACGUGGAGAUCGACAACCCCUGGACGGCGUACGGGCAAAGCGGGGAGCCCCGCGGCAACCGGCCCUUCCGCAUCGGCUCCUUCAAGAGGGUCGUCCGGGAUUACCGCACCCCCGAGAUCAGCCUGUUCACCGAGGAGAAUGGCGAGGGCGCGCGGCUGCAGUUCAGCGACUCGGCCGAGGACACGCGGACGCGGGGCCAGGCGCUCACUGCCGCCUCCAUCAUCGUCCACUCGGGAUUGUGGCUGGUUUACUCCAAGCCUUUCUUCGAUGAUGAUCCCUACGUUCUGGAGCCGGGCGGGUACCCCAAUUUAAAGGCGUGGGGAGCAAAGGACCCGUCCAUCUGCUCCAUGCACCCCAUCAGGCUGGGCUGCCCAGUUGUGGAGAGACCUGGGGAGCCACAGGUGCUGAUCUACGAGGCUGCAGGUUUCCAUGGCCGCAGCUUCACCAUCAGCCGAGACAUCUACGACCUGAAGCGCCUGCCUGGGCCGGCACUGGCCACCGUGGGCUCCCUGCGCGUCCUGGGUGGCUGCUGGGUUGGCUACGAGAAGGAGGGUUUCCGUGGCCACCAGUACCUGCUGGAGGAAGGGGAGUACCCGGACUGGAGGCACUGGGGCGGCUACGGCAACGAGCUGGUGUCCUUACGGCUGAUACGGACGGAUUUCUCCGACCCGGCGCUGGUGCUUUUUGAGGCCAUGGACUUCGAGGAGGGUGCGAGCGUGGAGCUGAGCGAGGCGCUGCCCGACACGCAGCUGGCCGGCUAUGGCACCGUCACCCAGUCCAUCCACGUGCUGAGCGGCGUGUGGGUGGCCUAUGAGGGCACCAACUUCUCUGGCGAGCAAUACGUCCUGGAGAAGGGGGUGUACCGCAACUGUGAAGACUGGGGAGCGGGGGAUUGCCGCAUCGCCUCGGUGCAGCCCAUCCUGCAGGUUGGGGAACACAACCUCCACUUCGUCUCCAAGAUCCUGCUCUUCUCAGAGCCCGACUUCUUGGGGGAUCACGUCUCGUUCGAGGAGGACCAGGACACCCUGCCCGCUGCCUUCAUCCCACGCUCCUGCAGAGUCCGCGGGGGCAGCUGGAUCCUGUUCGACGGCCAGGCCUUUGCUGGGGAGCAGCACGUGCUGUCCGAGGGCGAGUACCCCACGCUCAGCGCCAUGGGCUGCCUCUCCUCCACCGCCAUCCGCUCUCUGAAGAAGGUCCCAGUGUUUUUCUCAGAACCCUCCAUCUUCCUGCACGGGCUGGAGUGUUUUGAGGGGAAGGAGAUCGAGCUGAACAGUGAAGUGCGGAGUCUCCAGGCCGAGGGGUUCAACAACCACGUGCUGUCCGUGCGCGUCAAAGGAGGGAUCUGGGUGCUGUGCGAACACGGUGACUUCCGCGGGCGCCAGUGGCUGCUGGACUGCACCGAAAUCACCAACUGGCUGACGUACAGCGGGAUCCAGCAUGUGGGGUCCCUCUACCCCAUCCGCCAGAGACGGAUUUAUUUCCGCAUCAGGAGCAGGGAGCUGGAGCUCUACCUCUCGGUCCCCGAUGACGUAGAGGACAUGAAAGCGGGACGCGUGGUGGUGUCCGGCCUCGGCGAGCAGAGCAGCUCCGUCUGGUACUACGAGGAUGGGCUGAUCAAAAACCAGGUGGCCCCCAACAUGAGCCUGCAGGUCAUCGGGCCGGCCGGGAAGGGCGCGAAGGCCGUGCUGUGGUCCGAGACCCGGAUGCCACGUCAGACAUGGAGCAUCGAUUCUCAGGGACGGAUCCACAGCCAGAUGUUCGAGGACAUGAUCCUCGAUGUAAAGGGCGGCCGAUCCUAUGACCGGGACCAUGCCAUUGUUUGGGACAUGGCUGAGGAAAGGCCCACGCAGAUCUGGGACAUACAGGUGCUAUGAGGGGGGAACAUGCGGCCCUCACAUCCAGAAGUGCCACAGAGCAGGAUGGGGACACCUUGCUGUCUCCUACCCCACGCACGUCGCACCCCAAACACCCCUCAGCCCUGGGUGCUGGGGUCAAGGAUGCCCACCAUCACCGUCACCAUCACCAUCACCGUCACCACCACCAUCAUGAUCCCCUGCACCACAAGGGGAAUCCCCCACCUCUCCCCUGGGGGGCCCCAUAUGUGGCUCACAAAGGACCCCACGGACAUGAUCCUUCGGAAAGCAGCAGAGCCCCUUCCCCACCAGCGUCCCCCUGAACUGUAUUUAUGUAUGUGUGUAAGAUAUGGCCCCGCUUGGCCGGGCCAGCUCUGG